AAAUAGUGCACCAGAUUGUGUACAUCGCUUCUUCGACACAACACGGUGACGGUGGAUUUUGAGUGUGUGGUUGGUAAAGUGACUUGACUGAACAAUCUGACAGACAGCCACACAGAGAGAAGGCAAGAAAAAGCAGCAAAUCGUUUCCCCCUCGAAGAAGUAAGUUUUCUUAUAUUUGGUAUAGUUUAGUGCAAUUAUAUAAGCGUAAUUGGCGGUGCAAAGUGUAGUUCAAAGUGCAGUGGAAGGAAUUUGACCCGAAAACGGCCACGGUAAAACGGAAUCGAAGCGAAAAUAGGAAAAAUCCAUCCUCCCAAGUGCUACGCCAUGACAUUUUCUUUCGACAGUGGCUCCUCCUUGUUUUUGUGGUGUCGUCGUUGUUGAUUGUGUAGUGAGCGCAGUAAUACGCAAAAAAUCCCCAUUGAACCUGCUGAUGAUAGCCUCGUGCGUGUCAUGUUGUGAUUUUGGCGAUUUAAAUCCGUCGUGAAGAUUUUCCGCAAAUAACGUUAUCACCUGUAAAGAUCGAACCGUCUUAGUCGUAUAAACGAGAAAGGAGACCAGAAAAAAAGAAAACAAACCAUUCAGCGCGGGAUUCAUUCGUCAUUGAAGCUCGGUGGAAUGUCAUUGAACUUCCUGAUUGCAGGCAGGAACUGAAUCGUAAGCCUCGUUCGUUUGUCUAAUCGAACCCGAGAGCUGAAGCAGUCCGAUCGUGGUGGUGGAUUGGUUUGAACAUUUUUCAUUGAGGAGAUCUAUUGAGUGUACGCAGGUAGCUGCGUAUAAGCGGUGAGCAGAACAGCGAAUAAACACCACGAACGUAGAAACAACAACAAAAAAAGGCCAGUAAAGAAGCAUCGAUCGCUGCUGCAGAUUGUACCAAACUAGCUUGGCGCCAACGAAACCAGUUCUGGGCAAAGAUGGCAACCGACGCGGACGAUCAGGACUUCGACGACACGCUGAAAAGCUUCGAAUUACUGACAGGUCUGUCGGCAGCGCCGGCAGUAAGCGUGCCUUCCGGCAACCCGUUCCAGCUAGGGCCCACUCCGCUGGAGGCUUUCCGAAGCAGUGAAACGGUCGUGAAGCAAAUUUUCGGAACCCAUUGUGAGUGCGGCGCAGAGAGGAUGCUGCCAUCAACCGUCUGUAACUCCACAACCGCACCGGGAAAGGUCAAUCAGUCCCAUAGCAAACACACCACUAGUCUAGAGCACGGUAUUAUCAAUCCAACUCCGUUCAAGCACAAGGUCAAGGGCGAGAAAAAGACAAUCGUCCGCGAAUCGAUGCUCAAGAACAUUGGAAGGUGCGUGCACCAGAACCUGGCCAAACAGAACAGUAUUCCCAAGCAGCGGCACAAUUCCGGCACGUUCCUCCCAGUGGCAACGACCGCGGCCCAGUUGUUGAAGCCCUCGCUUUCCGAGAACAACCUGACCAAGUGUUUCGCCAACGAGGAAAGUGACGACAUGCUGGACUUUAGGUUACUAGUGGCUCAGUGUAGCGAGCUGACCCUGUCGCACUCCAAGACACCGUCGGAUGGUGGUCCGAACUUCUCGCAAAGCAGUUUCAAAUCUCUACGCCAGUCGACCAAUCUGUCCGGCUUUCAGCUGAACCGAUCGACGGGAAGCAGUGUCCAUUCGCGUCGAAGUCGCCGGGCAAGGCAACUGAAGCGCUGCAACAGUACCUCUUCGCUCGAAUCGGACAGCAGCAGCAGUAAUAGCGGGGUUUCGUUCGGGAUUGGCCCUCUGGUAGGUCCCUUGGGACCUUCCACCAGCAGCACCAGUAGCAGUAGUUCCACGCAACCCCCCAACCCACAGCAGCAGCAAUCUCCCAGUGCUUCGUCGCCGUCGUCUUCCUGUUCGACGCAGGCCCGGCUCAACAACGUCAUGCCCUGCGACAUCACUAUCGACGAGAUGGCCAGCUACUUCGAAACGUUGGUCCAUAUUCCGAAGAAGAUGUCCAGCAUGGCCGAAAUGAUGUACAUCUAGGCCGUGCACAGGACGAAACAAACGUUUAAAAAACAGGGUGAGAUUUGGAAAGCGCUCUUCACUUGCGGAAGGAAUGCGAUCCGUCGGGCUGUGCUCAUAUGUAGGUAAUAUCGUAAAAUAGGUUCUGUUAGGAUUUUUAGUCAAACCACUCUGCUAAUGCUAUUGCUCUUUUCGUACCACACGUGAAAGGGAGAAGAAACACGCGCAACCAAAAGCGGAUUGCAUUCGAGAGAUAGGAUUUAUUCGAGAGGAAUUAGUGCAUACUUUUAUUAUAACAUGUACCUACGGUAAUACUAAAUUUACUAAUGAAUAGGGUGUACCAACAUUAUUCUUUGUCAGAAUACUUUGGGGUUUGAUCUACAAAUGGUAACUUAGUAUGUUACUAUCAAACUUUCGUAUGAUGAGAAGGCUCUGAGAAAUGAUAGUUAGAGGUUGCCUGUGAGAUUUUUGAAAAACAAGUAAGAUUUUCGUGACUAAUAUCAAAAACAUAUUUCUAGUUCAGCAAAAUUUCAUGAUACCCAUUAGUUAUGAUGCAUGAUUCAUUACACAGCGUAUCAACAAUAAUAUUUUUGCGUGUCUUAAGAAUCAAAA
This is a messenger RNA of Aedes aegypti (yellow fever mosquito), 2564 nucleotides long. RefSeq names its product putative protein TPRXL. The coding region runs from base 912 to 1973 and encodes 353 amino acids. Gene Ontology annotation, biological process: cellular response to hydrogen peroxide. The record is from RefSeq and is a predicted model, not a curated record. Lineage: Eukaryota; Metazoa; Arthropoda; Insecta; Diptera; Culicidae. The transcript has 3 exons.